Molecule: messenger RNA, 174 nt
Organism: Volvox carteri f. nagariensis
Lineage: Eukaryota; Viridiplantae; Chlorophyta; Chlorophyceae; Chlamydomonadales; Volvocaceae
Exons: 1
Source: RefSeq, a predicted model, not a curated record
AUGUAUGUAUGUAUGUAUGUAUGUAUGUAUGUAUGUAUGUAUGUAUGUAUGUAUGUAUGUAUGUAUGUAUGUAUGUAUGUAUGUAUGUAUGUAUGUAUGUAUGUAUGUAUGUAUGUAUGUAUGGUAUGUAUGUAUGUAUGUAUGUAUGUAUGUAUGUAUGUAUGUAUGUAUGUA